Messenger RNA from Symbiodinium natans, 372 nucleotides. NCBI's taxonomy places the organism in Eukaryota, Dinophyceae, Suessiales, Symbiodiniaceae. The record is from the annotation of a GenBank genome assembly.
AUGGCGAAUUUUCUGCAGGACGCCACGCAAGCUGUCGCUACCGGGUUAGCCACCGGCCGGGACGGUGCCGAGUUGAUCGCUGACGAGUGUAGACAGGCGCUUUCCAACGCCCGCAACUUGGCAGCCAAGCUGCUGGGUGAAGAGCCGCAGGAACCCCCGAAGCCACCUCCGCUGAACGAGCCCGCACCUGCUUUGGUGCCGUUCCAAGGCGAGACGGUGUCUCAGGCGUUGAAAGAAGCAGCCGAAGUUGCACAAGCCAGCAUCGAACUGAACAAGGAUAAAAAAGAGAAGAAGAGGUCGCGAUCCAGAAAAAGACGGCGCAAGAAAUCUUCGUCGAGCUCCAGCAGUGGAAAGAAGAAGAGGAAGAGGUAG